Molecule: messenger RNA, 9311 nt
Organism: Manduca sexta (tobacco hornworm)
Lineage: Eukaryota; Metazoa; Arthropoda; Insecta; Lepidoptera; Sphingidae
Gene: cyst
Product: rho guanine nucleotide exchange factor 28
Exons: 34
Coding region: 392-4471 (1359 amino acids)
Biological process (GO): regulation of Rho protein signal transduction
Molecular function (GO): guanyl-nucleotide exchange factor activity
Source: RefSeq, a predicted model, not a curated record
AUUCAAGAAGUCGUCGACACUACAAUUUUAUUGUGAAGUUUCGAACUUUUAGAUAAGUCUAAAAAGUUAGUUUUUUGUUACGAAAUUUAUGUGCAGGGCGGUUGUUUAUCAAAGCGAAGUGUAACAAUGAUGUGUGUUAGUUGAAAAUGUUGUUUGUGUGGUGUUUUUGAUAAUAUAACUGUUAAUAUUACGUGUAGGUGGCUACUUAUGUAUUGUAGUGCCCCAACCGAUGUGAAAGUGUUUUCGCAUAAAAUUGAGAUCCCAUUGUUCUUUCCUGGUAGAUGUUGGGAAAAACACGUAUGCCACUUGCGUAAGGUGCAGACAACAGUUGCCACAAUGUGUUUUAUUCCUUCUAAUUUCCACUGAACUUUGAAAACUCAUCGAAGUGACAAUGAAUGUGCCAUCACGUGAAAAUGCAGGUCUCCUGUCGUCAGGUAACUUUUCUGACGAGGGCGGCGGCAGUUCCGACAUCCGCACGGACAGCAGCGAGGACGAGGUGACCGAGCACGUGACCAGGUCCACGCCACCACCAGACAUGGCCGCCGCGAGAGCACAGGUGCCAACUAUAAGCGUGACGCCUCACAGCCCCGGCGUGCUGGAAGACAGUUUGCAGCAGCUUCGACGACUCCAUGCCGCCGUACAGCGCAUGCGCGCCGCACCUCUACCGCUACUGCAGGCAACGGGCAGCAGUCGCCUCAGCACUUCGUGCCCGUCUCUGUGCAAAGAUGGCGUCGUGGAACCAGAGUGUAGCUCGCCGACUCAUCUGGAUUUCUACCCGCAGAGUCGCAAGGGAAGCGUGUCGUGUUUCCUAGGCGAGUCGCGGCAGUGGGGACUGUGGGAGCGGCGCGACGAGGGCCGGCGCAGCUCCUGGGCCGCGCUCGACCCCAGCGCGAGGCUGCACGACGCGCACAGGCAGCGCAGUACGCUAAACGGCCACAGCGCGUCGCUGUCGUCGAUGGAGUCCGAGGGGGAGGUGCCGCGCCCCGUGCGUCACUCCACGCACUCGCUCAACGAUAAUGAUCUCGCUAAGGACUUCGAGAAGGUGACGGCGGCGCUGCGGUCGGGCGCGAUGGCGGGCGCGGCGGAGGGCGCGCGGCUGGCGGCGCGGCUGCCGCUGCAGAAGAGCGUGUCCACGCCCAGCAUCGUCGCCGCCGUGCAGCCGCCGGCGCCCGCGCCGCCCGUCUCCGCCUUGUCUGGCAGAGGUGUGAGCGAGACGGAAAGCGAGGAGGACGCGUCCGCGGCCACCGUCGGCGCCGCCGCCGCGCCCGGCCGCAGGAAUAACACGCACCAGGAACACUUGGGCUUGCACCGGUUGGCGUUCUUAGAACAGGCUGCGUACGAUCAUCAUGGCGAAAAACGUCGAAAACGAGGCAGCUUAUUCUUCAGGAAGAAGAAGGACAAGUCCCGCAAGGCGACGCACUCGUGGGCGGCGGCGAGCAACGCGGGCGACUGUGACUGGUGCUCGCGAGCGCUCGCGCCCGCGCCCGCCGUCUACUGCGAGAAUUGCACGCUGACGGUGCACCAGCCUGGCUGCAAGGACUACAUCGUUGAGUGUAACAAACCCAAGUCCUCUAAGACGUCAGUCGGGAAGUCGUUGAGUGCGAACAGCGGUAAAAGCAGUAAGAGAAGCUCCGUGUCGGGACAGUCACAAAGCAAUAGCACGAGUCACAUCUACAAUGACGAUAAAGAUGGCUCGGAUCACAAACAUGACCAGAGCAACGCUUCGGACGACGCGGGCGCAAGCGAGUGGCCGGAAGUGUACCUGACGCCGGACCAGCUCGGCGAGGAGGCCAUCAUGCUGGGGCUCGGGGCUUCCGAACCCGACACCUGGGCCGCCGGCGCGCCCAAGGGACUCGCCAAGUCCCUGGGCGACAGAGAGACCAAGCGACAGGAGCACAUAUACGAGCUGAUUCUGACGGAAAAACAUCAUUGUCUCACCAUACGGCUUAUGCAAAAGAUGUUCGCGGCGGGCAUGGUGCGCUCGUGCGGCGUGAGCGGCGCGCAGGUGUGGCGCAUGUUCCCGCGCGUGGACGAGCUGUGGGCGCUGCACGCCGCGCUGCUGGCGCGCCUGCGCGCGAGGCAGCGCCGCGCGCCCGCCGUCGCCUCCGUCGCCGACAUCCUCGCCGACACCUUCGCGCCGCCCGCGCAGGACAAGCUCAAGGCCGCUUACGGUGAGUUCUGCUCGCGGCACCGCGACGCCGUGGAGGUGUUCAAGGACUGCUGCGCGCGCGAGCCUCGCCUGGCGCGCUUCAUACGCAAGUGUCAGCAGAACCCGCUGCUCAGGAAGAAGGGCGUGCCAGAAUGCGUACUGUUCGUAGCUCAGAGGCUAACCAAGUACCCGCUACUGUUGGAGCCGCUGCUGAAGACCGCGGGCGACGAUAUGAACGAACGCGACUUGCUACAGAAGGCGUUGUGCGGUGUUAAGGAGAUCCUAGUGGACGUGGAUAACCAAGUCGCAGCGAAAGAGCGAGAGGACCGCAAGCUGGAGAUAUACCAUCGGAUCGACGCCAAAUCGUUCGCUAACUUCAGAGGCCGCAAGUUCAAGAAGAGCGCCAUACUGCAAGGAAACAGGAGUUUGAAGUUUGAAGGCGUGGCAACCCUGAUGCAGGGCCGCAGCAAGAUGCAGACCCUACUCGUCAUAGUGCUCACUGACGUGUUGUUCUUCCUCCAUGACAAUAACAACAAAUACACAUUCUUCACACCUGACAAUAAGACGGGCGUGGUGUCGCUGGUGAAGCUGCUGGUGCGCGAGAAGGCGGGCGCGGAGGGGCGCGGCCUGUACCUCAUCUGCAGCGGGCCCAGCGAGCCCGAGAUGUUCGAGCUCAGGGUACACCGGCCCAAGGACAUCGCCACAUGGAUACACGCUAUUAGAGCGGCAGUACAGAGCUGUCCGCAAGAGGUGGAGGAGUCGGAGGCGGGCGCGCUCGCCACCUCCGCCGAGGAGCGACAGCGGCAGCUCGAGGCCAGGCACGAGAACAUAAGACUGAUCACAGAGGCGUUGAGGGCGAAAGAUAGAGAGCAAGCGGCAUUGCUUGAGGAGAAAAUGGCGCUCCAUAUGAAACUAGUCGCGCACACCGGGCCGUUUGUGUUAGAAGUGCCAAAUACAAGUGUAAACACAGCGUUCCCGGGUGGGUUAGUUUUUCCUGAUUAUGUGAGACUGGCGGCGCCCACCAUGGACUCACACACGCUCUGGCAGGAGGUCUGCAAAGUUGUUAAGGAGGCGUUAGAGGCGAGCAGCGCGGGAUGCACGCACUGCGGCGGCGCGGGGGUGGGAGUGGCGGGCGCGACGAGCGCGGCGCCGUGCGCGUGGUGCGCGGGCGGCGCGGCGCUGGGCCGCAGCACGAGCUCGGCGGGCGAGCGGCACUCCGUCGCGUACGAGAGCCCCGCGCUGCCGCGACGAGCCGACACCUUCGCCGGCUUCGACGCCUCUAGGCAUCGCGACACGAGCGCCCUCUCGGCUGCAGGUGUGAGCUUGCGCACGUCGACGGACACGCCGCCGGAGGGGGGCGAGCUGGGGGGCGAGAGCGACCCGACUGCAGGCGUCGGUGCAGGCCCGGGGGACGAACGGCAUCACCACGCGCACGCACCUGACGCGGCGAUCAAACUACACCAUGCUAUAUACACACUCACUUGCAUCGUGUGGCAUCAACUUACGACAAUACAUAGCCUGCAGGCGCAGGUGUGCGCGUGGCGCGCGGGCGCGGGCGCGGGCGCGGCGGGCGGCGCGGCGCGGCACGACGCGCAGCUGGAGGAGCUGCGGCACGCGCAGGCGCGCCUCACGGCCGAGCGCGCCGCCUGGGAGGCGCAGCGCACCGCCGACCAGGCGCAGCUGCACCAGGAGCGGCGACAGUUACUAGAGGCUAGAGAAGAGUUGACAUUACAACAGAAGGACGUGGAACAACAACGCGAGCGCUUGUACAGGCGUCUGGAACGGCUGCAACAGCAUGGCGGUUCUCAAGAGGAAAUAGCGAGCGUGGGGACACUGUCACCAGACUCCAGCGUGAGCGACACCAUGCGGCGGAAGGAACCUAAGUGGCGAAAUAACCGCGGCUCGACCGGGUCGGAGUCGAGCGCGUGCGCGCUGCCGCCGCCGCAGCUGCUGUCCGCGCAGAACGAGACGCGCGCCUCCGCCAUCGCCGCGCCGCUCGCCCAAAUGGUGAAACAACAGUUGCCUUUGAAGCUAGCGAGCGGCAAGAGUCAGCAACCGCCGCCUGGGUACCACAGACUGCACGAAUCGCCCAGUGAGCAACAAGGCUUAGUAAUCCACCACACGCGCACGGGCAGCUCGCCAGCGCCGCUACCCUCGCAGCAGCAGUUCAACAACAAGGCCACCAGGACGAACACAUACCCGAAGCUGCCGGACAAGUUCCGCGUGCGGUCCCCGGAGGCGGGGCGCGCGUCGGUGCCGGCGCCGUCGCCGGCGGGCGCGUCCCCUCCCGCGCCCUCCGAGGAGGAGGUGAUCUUCUUCUGACAGCAGCGGCCCGCGCAGGCGCACACGCGCUCCUGAGACUGCCGCCUCUCAUAGACCUUCCGACACAUCGACAUCGACUGUACAAACCUGAUUGAUUUGAUUAUCGACUGCUGCUGCGCUGUGUAUCUGUGUCGAUAAUUUUUCGCUGCACUAUUUGAGUUUGCCGCUGGAUUUGUUUACUGAGUAAAUACGUUUCUUGUUGAUCAAUAGGUAAUGUAUAUGCUCCUCAUUUGAUUCCCAUAACUGUAGUUUAUAACCUGUUUAUCGAUAAUAAGUUUGACUGUCUAUUUUUGCUAUUUUAUUGUGUUUAAGUAUUUCAUUAGUUUAUUUUUAAAUGUCAUGAUGUGUAGACAAAUAAUUUGCAGCUGCCAUGACUUGGAUUAUAUUCAUUUAGUGUUCGAUUUAAUUAUGUAUUCAGUAUAUUAGUAAUUUAAUUUAAUUCUCAAGAUGAUCUGUUAAAUGACGUCUUAGUUUUUCAUACAUAUAAAUAUGCAGCUAUGUAACAUUCCUUCGAUUAUGAUCUCUAUGUAUUGAGCAGUAUUCAACUAUCAGCUGAUUGGAGGCAACUAACAUUCCUUACGUUCCUUUAUUUAUUGUCGUUGUAGGAGGGUCUAGUGAGAAUGUAACAUUAGGGACCUUGCUUAGGUACAUUAAAUCAUUAAUUAGUAAUCAUAUAUCGAUAGUGACAAUCGAUAUUUCGUCAAAAUGUCGACUGUAAUUUCGCAAGAUUAUGGUACGUUAUAAAAUGAGAUUGGUACAAAAUUAAAAAAUAUGAAUAUCAUGCAACUCGAGAGUUGCCGCUGAUAAUGACAUUGUUCGAGAUAUCUCGUAGUUAUAUUCGCAUUGUUAUAGGACAAAAUUCAAUAGGAAAUUUAAGGUGAGCUAUAGUGUAGAUAUCAUUCAUUUAGAAUAUAGAACGAUGUAUAAACAAUUCAGAGUAGGCAUUCACGAUAGAGACGCAACCAAAUGAGCAAAUAUUAGAUUUGAGCUUGAUUAGACAAAUUCAAAGUAGAUAGGCGACAAUGAUUUUAACAAAUGAUGGGCUUAGUAAAAUUACAACUUAACAGUAGAGAUGUCAAGAUUCUAGCGGUCUAUAGAUGAUUAUAAACAUUGUUAAAAUAGAUGUUCUCGUGAAUAAAUAAAUUAAUCUUGUUGUUGACUUAUUGGAAAUAUUAAAUCAGUGUUAUUGACGACAUUUGAUCGAAUCGAGAACGGUUUGCACGAAUAUGCCGCGAGUAACAUUACAAUCGUGCAAUCGUUAGUUCUCGAUUUAAUCGAAUGUUCGAAACUAUCGAUGCGAAUAUUAAUUCGUAUAACUUUGAAACUGUUGUUAAGUAACGUUUUAUAUCUAUUCUUUAUUAGGGCACUUGUUACUCGGUCGGUGUCCAUUAAUUGUAUAAGUAUUUUGGUCGUACACGACUGACGAUUCGAAUUAAAUUGAAAUAAUAUACAAUUUUUGCACACGUUCUACAAAAUAUAUUCUUGAUCACUGAAUUUAUUUUUUAAAUUAGCACGCUGUAUUCCGAACUAUAGUACAUAAAUGCUUUUAUAUUUCGAAGUAACUUUAAUAUAUGAAUAUAUAGCUAUAUUUAUCUGUACACUGUUUGAAAUGAGUAUAUGAUAAUUAUCACAUUAUUGUAUAACUGUUAUUGGUGUAAAUAUGUUGAAAAAUGUUUAUUAUGUGUAAUAGAAUGUUAUAUUCGCAAUUUUAAUGUUACAGUAGUUUUCCGAUCGCGGCUUUUGCCAGCGUUGAAAUUCUUUAAAUCCUUGAGAACCUAUUUUAGUAUAUAUUUUAGCUAAUGGAUUCAUAUAUUUACCAAUGAAAAUUGCACUUCAAUCCUUUAUUUUUGUCGAUAAAAUGACGUAUAGUUUAUCGAUAACCCGAAAUCUAUCGACGUUUUAACCAUAGUAUUACUAAUGAAGGUACGACGUUUAAUUUAUCGAUAACCAUAAUAUCGACAUUUAACCAUAAUAUUCCAAAUGAAUGUACAAUGUGUUAGCAUGGUAUAACUAUACAUACAAUAGCAGUUGAAAGAUAAUACGACGCACUGAAGUGUUUGGUAGGGCGACGCAACAUCGAGUGAGAUAAGGCAGGGAUUUUAUUCGCAAGUGAUAUUAGACAGUUGCUGGAACGAGAGAGGUUAGUUGGUAUAAAAUAUACUUUUGUUAUUAAGCUGAAACAGACUAAUAUUAUGAAGGAAAAAAUGGUGUCUCGAAUUUCUAUAGCAGUUAAAUUGUAGGAAAUAUUUUAGUAUUCAAUUUAAAAUUCAAUUCAAUUUAAAUUUUUAAGUUUCGUUUUUUUUUUAAUAAGCUAUACCUUAUCGUGUAUUUUUAAUGCUAUUAUAUCUGAUUUAUUGAAGAUAUUCCGACUGGAUAUCAAAACGUAGACCUAAUGAAAUUCCCAGUAAGUAUUUCAGAUGCAAGUGAUCAUCCAAUAAGUUAAACUAGACUAUCCCUGGCGACCGUCAAAGGCAUGUGGAUAUUAUGUUUGAAUCACUAUACCUAUUUCUAGAUUCAUUAAAGUAACCCCACUAACAGACGUUUUUAAUAAGCUAUCUCGAUAUCAAUUUGCAAUCCAAUUCCGAUUAUGAAUCAAAGUUCUUUUAAUUUCAAACUGAUUGGUCCAUUUUUUAGUUAGACCGAAAAAUGCGAUUAAGAAGUCGAUUAUAAUCGAUAAUCAUUGAAAAUGGAUCGAUUUUUAAUAAUUCUUGAAAAUGGUAGUAUACUUACAAACGUAUGCUUUUACACGUGCUAAUUGCUGUAGAAAUUCGAGUCCUUAUAUCGACAUUAAAAGUAGUACUUGCCCAUGUAAUAUCAGUGUAUAUGUAAAAUUAUUAGUUUGUUACCCGACUACACACACUAUAAUUUAAAUAUAAAUAGUUAAUUCGAUACUUUCUUAGUAUUCCAGCCAUUCAAGUAUUGCAUUAAUUGUGACAUUUGUCAAUUCAUGUUUUUAAAUACCUAUAAGCGUGUUACUUUUUUCAAAAUAGGAAUUCUAAAAGUCGAUAAAUUAUAACAAUAUUAACGUAAUAUUUGGACGGACUCGUUUGACUAUUCAUAAAUAGCUCAUAUAAUAUUCGACAACGGCGCGUAAUGUAAGGCAGCGGUCUCAGUAAAAUCAUGAAUGAAUACUACCGUACGUAAAAUGGUUUAUAAAGUAACUAAACACAGUCACGUCUGAAAAACUAUAGCGACUAUCAGUUUACGGUCGCACUGCACGUUUACAUACAUAUUUACUGAAACGCGAUAGAAAACGUUAACUCUACUAAAGCUGUAGUCAGACAAGAUGUUUUCGUUAGGUGCAUGUUCCAUUAAAGUGACAUCAUGCAAAUGUUUUAACUCACUUAGAUUACUGUUAAACAACUCAUAAGACUAUGUAACUAUUUUUCGUGCAUUUACUGUAAUCCUUUUUACUAUUUAGUGUUUAGAGAUGGUGAUAUUUUAAAAACUAUUUUCUUGUUUAAGAUAACCUUUUCAUACUGAAUGUAUAUAUAUUGACGUUGAUGUUUGAACAUAUUGAACGUAAGUAUUUGUCUCUUAAAAUGUAUCGAAUGAAUUAUUGUACCUAGGUUUAUAAACAUGUCUAAAAUCUUACUUGCAAUAAGUAUUUAGCGUUAAUUGUUUUAAAAUAUAAAAGACACGGACAGUCUUCGCAUUGUUAUUAGUAGAAAUGUUUAAUGAAAUUGGAUUUAAUAAAUAAUUUUAUUGUUUGCAAUUCGUCUGAUAGAUAUUUCGAUUUCAAAACAUCAUGACAAUAAAAUAAAUAAUUUUCUAUUUUCGGAUCACGCUUCCAUUUGGAUCGUUUUGUUUGAAUAUAUUUAUGGAACUUUCGAGAAAUGUACGGCCGUCGGUUAUUGUUAAUCCAUAUCUUGUGUUGACGGCCAGUAUGCAUUUAAUAUAAUCGUUCCUUAAUGUAAACUUUAAUCAUUCGAUGACAUGCUAUUUUAGAUUUAAGUGUAAUGUUGCAUUUAGCCAAAUCAAUAUCGAAACAAAUUAUAAUAAUAAACUUAUUCACGAAUCACACCACAAUAACAAUGUAGAUCUCAAAAUUACAAACACACUGCUGUAUUUUUAAUAUUUAAUUGUUCCUCCUAUCGCAUUGACAAUACCGUUAAGAAAUGAGCUUACAUUCAGGAUAAAGUUAAAUAAACUAAUUAUGAAGGUUUUGAACUAUUUAACAGAGUACAUUAUGUGAUUAUGUUGAUAUUGGCAUAAUAUUUAAAAGAUCUACUUCAUGUAAGAAAAUCAGUGCUAUUAGUCGUUUAGAUUCUGGACUAUGUAAAAGCUAUUACAAAUGUAAUUAUUUUCACAAAGGCAAGCGCGGAUUCACAAUGAGACAAUGAGGAUGACUAUAUGAUCAUUUAUUUACAAAAGGUUUUUGCAUAAAUAUUACUCGCCCGUCAAUGUCCCUCAAUACGCGCACCAUUCUACUUAUAAAUUUAGAUACAGUUACUCGUGCAGUAUUUCAAUAUUUAUGCUAGUUUUACGUUUACGCAUUAUAAACUGUAGUAUUAUGUUAAGUUUGUGGCAAUAUUCAAAAUUUUGUAUAAGCUUUAAAAUUAUACUUUAGUAUUUUUAGUAAUGGAUUCCCUCCAAAUUUCUUUUCGUGUAUAUUUUGUGGCGACAAUACAAUGCGUAUUGCUCAAUGUUGUGCUCAUUUAUUCCUUGUAUUCUAGUUUAUUGAUAUUAUAUACUUAUAUUUUGUAAAGUUGAAAUCUGCAACAUCCUACUUGCUUGAUGGUAUGGUACGGUUAUGUUGAUCUCUAUCUGUGAGAGUUCGCGGGCAAUGCCUGCCUUGUACUUAAUAGAUGAAUGAAAAUAAACAUUUACUUAGUAUCAA